Messenger RNA from Bactrocera oleae (olive fruit fly), 3858 nucleotides. It is a transcript of the gene mrt, whose product is annotated as martik. The record is from RefSeq and is a predicted model, not a curated record. NCBI's taxonomy places the organism in Eukaryota, Metazoa, Arthropoda, Insecta, Diptera, Tephritidae.
ACGAAAUUGAAUAGUGGCGGAUCUGUGAUACUCGACGCUUUUUAUGGUAGCCGUAUUGAAAUCACGCCGUUGACGACGUUUACCGACGAACAACCCACCGCAAGCAGACAACGGCUAAAGCCAAUGUGGCGAGUUGGUUAUUCGAGUUCGUAAAUUCAGUUUUUCAGUCAUUCUCGUUGGUUCGCUUGGUGCGGUUGGUUUUCGAAAUUUUCAUAACGGCAGCGGGUAUAGUGUAUCCACAAAAGAGAGCGUAGCAAAAAGUUACAAGCACAUACACAUAAGCAUGUAAAUUAAAAAAUUUUCAAAAACACUUUGCUUACUACUUAAAUCAGUUAAAUAAAAAUUAUUUCCAUAGUAAACAAAAAAAAUAGUAGUAACUAUUUGUUAUACAGUUUAAUAUGGGAUUUGGUAUAAUUUCAAAAAUCGCCCAAAAUGGCAUGACGCAGAAUUAGAAAUUCCGUUGCGGCAGAAUUUGCAUUUCGAUAGUUACUAAAGUUACGUCGUCGCUGUCGAUUUACUGCUCUCUUGUUGUUGCUGCCAAAAGCUACAGCUGUGAAUUGGAAUCCCUUAAAUCGGUUCGUCAGUAUACCGGUCUGUCGGUGGGGUGGAUGACAAUAGCUUUGUUCCGUACGAUUUGAAAUUAGAGGAAAGCGCCUUUCCACUACUACCGUGUUAUCAGAAAUCUUGCAUCGUUUACUUACAUUACAGCGCUUAUACACAGUUCUUGUUUGUGUUUGUUAAUUCAGUAUUGAAAUAUUUUAUCAAGAAAUUUAAAUUGAGAGCGUUCGUUUAACAUCGACCUACAGAACCUACCGCCAUUCGCUGCAGUACGUGCUUUUUUCAUUUGUUUACGCUCUCGCAAGUUUGUCAUCUGUACUCCCAUUACCGUUCUUAGCGACAGAGCAUUCGAAACGUUGAAGCGUAGGGAAGCAAAUAGUUGCAGAUUUGAAAUGAUGUUGCUGUGCCUCUCUCUUAUCGUUUUUCAGUCCGCGCCAACCAAACGCCUCGCUUUCGGGUGAUUAUUAAAACAGCUCAUAAAUGCUUAUGCCAAGACUACAAUAUCACCUUAACGGUUAUAAUCCAGACAUGAGCAUAACAUUAAGCAUGCAACACCAACAACAACACAUUAAUCAAUUAUUAAAUACGGCAGCGACCGCCACCGGCAUUGUAGGCGACGUGGAUGCCUUACUUACGCCCAUACAGAACACCAACACCAUGCCUCGAAAUCUCUGGCGCACCAAUGAAAUCAUGGAAAUGUUGAUUAUUAUGCAAGAAAUAAAAGCACUCGAAUUGCUUAGCGUUAAAACUAUAAAAAGCGAUCUAGUAUUUCGUAAAGUGGAGAGGAUAAUGAAUUUACGCGGCUUCCGAAAGAAAUCACAUGUACAAAUUUGGACCAAGUGGAAAUUUCUCAAAUCGACUUACACGACAUCUCGUCGCAAUGGCAUAAUACCGAAAAUGAUACCUCAACCGAUCUAUGAGGAAUUGCACAAAAUGCUGCAGAAUGCCAAUAGCAGCUGCUCAGGGCGUUCGACCAGUGACUGUGGAAACUCAACAACAUCACUCGAUGGUGACGAUUCAAAUGGCGCCAUAGCAAUUAAUUGUAGUAAUGGUAGUGAAAGCAAGUUGGUUAUAUCUGGAGUUGAAGGAGGCUAUAGUGUCGGGGGUAAAAGUUCAUUGGAUGGUCGUGUUGUUGGUCCCGAAUCAGACGAAGAGAAUGGUCUGGCACAUCCCAUAUUUGGUUUUCGUUUGGGACUUGUUAAGCAAGAACCGGCUGAUACAGGUUAUGAAUGCUUAAAUGUUAAGGAAAAGGAUUCAACUGCCAGCAUACAGUUCCAAACCGAAGUUAAACAGGAAGCAACAGAAGAGGACGAUGCACCGUCAGUAUCGACAUCACCGGCUCCGCAGGUACCAUCCGAAGAGCAGCCAAAACAUCAACAGCCUCAACGGCAAACUAUACCAGAAAUAAUGAUAUUAAGCCGACGCUCUACACGCCCUUCAACCACCAUCAACACAACCACUACCACAUCAACACCAAAUGUUACCAGUACCCCUAAAGCAAACAUAACUGCAUCCCAAACACAGCCGGAAGCUGCAAACACAUCAAGUUCAACGCCGUUACCUCCGCUACGCAUAGCUCGCUUCGCUAAGAUACCGUCCAGCGAGAUUACGACCGAUUCAAACGCGAAUUUGCCACCACCACCACUUACCAUGAAUCCAACAUCACAUACAUUACGGCUUAGUAGUGCCUAUAGUAGUGGCACAUAUGCUAUUAAUGGCAAAGGCAACUCCGGGAACAACGUUUUGACAUUUACACGGAAACUAGCCAAUAUGAAUCCACAGACAGUCACGAUAACAACUCCAGGACAUCAAACUUCCGUAAACCCUUACAUACGACAACCAGAAGUUGUAAUGCCCGACCUUAAUGUAGCACCAGUAGCGCCACAUGAACACCGAGCGCCGCAACCAUUUUACGGCUUCCCAGAUGGACCGUCAACCAGUCAGCAGGCACAGCAACAACAAGUUCAACAGAUCGAAGCACGAAAGCGACGUUUAAAGGCAUCACUCAUGAAUGCAUUGCCGCCAAAGCGUGUUAACCGCGCACCCGAAACGCUUACAAAGUCCACAUCGCGACAAGCAAAUUUGGAAUUUAAUAGUCAAUUCAACGACGAUGGACUUAAUGACAGCUCAAAUGAGGAAGACAAUUCUAUAUAUCAAACACAUCCGCAACAUGGGGGAGAUCAGCCUUCACCAGAUAAUACCGAGCGGAACCAAGGAUAUACGAAAGUAUUGCAAGAUAUGGCUAUUUCGUUACGUCAAAUGCAACGAGAGGCAAUCAACGAAUUUUUCAAGCGUCAAAUGAAACUAGCCCGUGAGGAACACGAAUUUCAAAUGCAUCAAGAUGCGCUGCUAAUGCAAGCAUUCAAGGAACAAGCUCACCAGUUUCAACAGAUGAGCAAAGAACUCUUGGGAAGCGCUGUAAAGUUGGAAAAGCGUAAAAAGAGGCUGGAUAAACAGGUCCAGAAACAGUUUACGAGUAAUAGAAAAGUACAUACACGACAAAUGCAAGCUCGUUCUGGGGAAAAUGUGAAGGUUCUACUCAACGGUGUAAACAAAGCAAAAAUAGAACAUAAAGGAGUAUUAGAGGAGAGUAAAAAAGACGUGAAAGUACUAAUGAGAAAUAUACACGCACAACUGGAGUUGACUGAGGACGACGAUGAGGACGACGAACAAAAUCAAUACGAGUAUGAUGUAAGCGAGUAUUUGCAAGAUAAUGCCACUCGUGGUAUGAUGCAAAAACCAAGUGAAGCGCAGGACACGCUAGAAGAAAUGAAAUGCGGUGAAAAAAAUAACAUUACUUCCGAUCCCAUACAAAUACUUGGCUAAUAGAAUUAAAAUAGGAGAGUUCAAAUAAAUUAAACAUUUAAUAAGGAUUUAAGAGAAAUGCACAUUCCAGCGUGAAAACGCUUGUACGUAUUCCCUAAAACAAAAAUGUUGCAGGUAAAAAGCUAUUUUCAAGACUUUGGUGCCUCGUAAUAUUUUUGUGCAUAACAUGUGAUCAAAUAGUAGAUUAAUGCAUUAAGUUCGAUAUGACUUCAAUUAAUUACUGUAUUUUCAUCGUAAACAAAAUAAUAUAAUCCAUUGCGCAACAUUCCAAAGCCGCACGAAGACUUGAUAAUAUAUAAGCAUAAAAUAAUUUAUGUUUAGAUGAACUUUAAUUUAAUUUGAAAUAGAUUAAAAUAAUGCUAUAUAUUCAAGCAUAUUUCAUUUGAAAUAUAUUUUCUGAAUGAUUCAAAAAUAUUUAUUUUAAAGUAAAGGUGUAAAUAAAUGAAACGAAAUUUAUGAAAAUUGUUAAACAAA